AGGUGAUUCCUGACUCUGAUGCACAUCGAGCAGGACUUCAGGAAGGGGACCAAGUUCUAGCUGUAAAUGAUGUGGAUUUCCAAGAUAUUGAGCACAGUAAGGACAGAUAAAUUGAGAAGAGGGGGAUUAAAAAAGGAGAAACAGAGACAGCUACAGCACUGCUUCACUGCUCAAGAAGCUUUCCCAUUGCAGAUGGAAACUGCGGCCUUGAACCCAGGUCCUUGGACAUGGUAACACAUGCACUUAGCCAGGGAGACCAUGGCCAGUGGAAAGACUUCACUAUUCACCACCAUAGGCUCCAGCCCACAUCUUGAUGACAGUGAGGUGGAGCUGGACUGCUGGUUUAAUGAGGACUUCAAAUUCAUCUUGCUGCCUGUGAGCUAUGCGACUGUGUUUGUUCUGGGCCUUGCCCUCAAUGCUCCAACCCUCUGGCUUUUCCUCUUUCGCCUCAGACCCUGGGAUGCGACUGCAACCUACAUGUUCCACUUGGCCUUAUCAGACAUGCUGUAUGUGCUGUCACUUCCUACCCUCGUCUACUACUAUGCAGCCCGUAACCACUGGCCCUUUGGCACUGGGUUCUGCAAGUUCAUCCGAUUCCUCUUCUACUGGAAUCUCUACUGCAGUGUCCUUUUUCUUACCUGUAUCAGUGUGCACCGCUACCUGGGCAUCUGCCACCCACUACGGGCACUACGCUGGGGCCGCCCACGCAUAGCAAGCCUUCUCUGUCUGGCAGUUUGGUUGGUGGUGGCUGGCUGCCUUGUGCCCAACUUGUUUUUUGUCACAACCAGCAGCACGGGGACCACUAUCCUGUGCCAUGACACCACUCGGCCAGAAGAAUUUGACCACUAUGUAUAUUUCAGUUCAGCAGUUAUGGUGCUGCUCUUUGGUGUGCCCUGCUUCAUCAUUCUUGUCUGCUAUGGGCUGAUGGCCCGGCGGUUGUACCGGCCCUUGCCAGGGGCUACCCAGUCAUCUUCUCGUCUGCGUUCUCUCCGCACCAUUGCUGUGGUGCUGACAGUUUUUGCUGUCUGCUUUGUGCCUUUUCAUAUCACCCGCACAAUUUAUUACUUGGCAAGGCUGUUGGAAGCUGACUGCUGGAUAUUGAAUAUUGUCAAUGUGGUCUACAAGGUGACUCGACCCUUGGCUAGUGCCAACAGCUGCCUGGACCCUGUACUCUACCUGCUCACAGGGGACAAGUAUCGUCGUCAGCUACAGCACGUCUGCAGGUGUGGAGGGUCCCAGCCACCCACAGCUGCCUCCUCUCUGGCACUGGUGUCCCUGCCAGAGGAUGGCAAUUGCAGGUGGACAGCAACCCCCCGGGACAGCAGCUGUUCUACUCCCAGGACAGAAAAAUUGUAAUAUUGGAAGCCUAGAAGUGAGAAGAAAAGGGGCCACCUAGUUGCAGAUGCUACCAUGACACCAUCCUGACUUCCCUGGGCAGAUGACCUCACCAAUGUGUCCUGAAACUUUACCUCUCCAGAGCCCUACUCCUCUAGGGAAAGAUAGAAACAGACUGAGGGUAUGGAUUGACCUGAAAGUGCCCAUGACCAGCAGAGAAGCAAUUACAGAAGCCAGACCUUCUACCUUCUGCACCCCAUAAUGACCUUGGGUCCAUACUCCCAGAGGGUUGAAGAAUAGGAAAGCUAUCAAGGGAGGCAAUGGGAUAUGGAGUUCUGGUGGUGGGAAUUGUGUGGAAUUGUACCCCUCUUAUCCUAUGGUCUUGUUAGUGUUUCUAUUUUAUAAAUAAAAAUAAAAAAACAUACACAUAGGUAUAGAAAGUUGUAUGCUAUGUGUUAGCACCGUAGAAGACUAGAUAUAACAUACCUAAAGCAUUUGGCAAUCUGAAGGGGAAGAAAAAGAAUAGGGAAGCUUUUAAUGAG
Messenger RNA from Erinaceus europaeus (western European hedgehog), 1877 nucleotides. RefSeq names its product pyrimidinergic receptor P2Y4 (gene P2RY4). Gene Ontology annotation, molecular function: G protein-coupled UTP receptor activity; G protein-coupled purinergic nucleotide receptor activity. Lineage: Eukaryota; Metazoa; Chordata; Mammalia; Eulipotyphla; Erinaceidae. Bases 238 to 1356 code for a protein of 372 amino acids. Gene Ontology annotation, cellular component: plasma membrane. Gene Ontology annotation, biological process: G protein-coupled receptor signaling pathway; transepithelial chloride transport. The transcript has 4 exons. The record is from RefSeq and is a predicted model, not a curated record.